Otolemur garnettii (small-eared galago) is the source of this 471-nucleotide messenger RNA. RefSeq names its product proline rich 29 (gene PRR29). The coding region runs from base 1 to 471 and encodes 156 amino acids. NCBI's taxonomy places the organism in Eukaryota, Metazoa, Chordata, Mammalia, Primates, Galagidae. The transcript has 4 exons. The record is from RefSeq and is a predicted model, not a curated record.
AUGGCCUCCGGGGCGAACGGGAGCUGGGGUCGCUCCGCACCACAGAGUGCCUCCCCGACGCCCUGGGUGACCGUCCUGCAGUCCCCGGCGUGGACCGUCCCACCUGCGCCCCCGCAGCCGAGCCGCGUGAAGGAAGACCUGCUGGAGCUGAUGAUGCUGCAGAACGCGCAGAUGAACCAGCUGCUGCUGAGCCGCCUGGUGGCAGGGGCGCUGAACUGGCCUGUCCCGCCCAGCCCACAGGUCUACCUGGAGGGUCACCAGGAGUGUGAGGAGGAGGAGGAAGAUGAAGAGGAGGAGGAGAUGGAAGGGCCUUUGGUGUUUCACCACCAUUACCUGCCCUGCCUGGUGCCCUCCCCAGGCCCCCUGCUGCCCUGGUCAUCCCCUUUCCUCCUGCCUCCUCCAUGUCAGCCCUACUCCCAGGAUGUGCCCAGGACGCAGCACCAUCUUCCUGCCUCUAGAAGGGAGGUGUAA